GGCCGCCGCGGGGUUUGGCGCUCUGUUGUCCGAAGCUGGGGACAAGAAGACGGGGAAGAUCAGUGAAGUGAACCCGACGCUCGGACAGAAAGUGAAAGGCAGCGCGGUGGGCGGGAAGCCACCGGCGGCAAUAAUCCCUGGACAUGUCUCAGUAUGUACUGUUUUGGAAGUAACAUUCUAUACGUAUAAGCUGGAUGCUGAAGAGCCAUCAAGCUAUCUCAAGAGGAACAAGGACCAGUGCUGGUUAAACUAUCCUACAGCAGAAUCUUUUUCAUUACAAGAGUACCCGGGGUGGUUCCACUUACCUUUACUACUGGUUUGCAACGGGAGCAUGCACACGUGCUCUUCUGCUCAUGCACAGAUCACCCAUGAUGACGUCGUGGCGGUUAUAACUAUGGGUCAGACUGGAAAGAAAUCUGAGAAAGGACCAAUUUGUUGGAGGAAGCGUGUAAAAUCAGAAUAUAUGAGGCUUAGACAGCUCAAGAGGUUCAGGCGAGCAGAUGAAGUAAAGAGCAUGUUUAAUUAUAAUCGUCAGAAGAUACAAGAAAGAACAGAAAUCUUAAAUCAAGAAUGGAAACAACGCCGGAUACAACCUGUACACAUCAUGACUUCUGUGAGCUCAUUGCGUGGGACCAGGGAGUGUUCUGUCAGCAGUGAUUUAGACUUUCCAAAGCAAGUUAUUCCUCUCAAAACUCUGAAUGCUGUUGCCUCAGUUCCCAUAAUGUAUUCUUGGUCACCCCUUCAACAAAAUUUUAUGGUAGAGGAUGAGACAGUUUUACAUAACAUUCCUUAUAUGGGUGAUGAAGUUCUUGAUCAGGAUGGAACAUUUAUUGAAGAAUUAAUCAAAAAUUAUGAUGGAAAGGUACAUGGAGAUAGGGAGUGUGGAUUUAUCAAUGAUGAAAUAUUUGUAGAGUUAGUCAAUGCACUUGGUCAGUACAGUGAUAAUGACGACGAUGAUGACGAUGAUGACGACGAUGACGAUGAUGACAAUCUUGAUGAGAGAAAUGAAAAACAGAAAGCUGGGGAGAUCAACAGAAUGGAGAAAGAGAGUCAUCCACCUCGGAAGUUUCCUUCUGAUAAGAUAUUUGAAGCCAUUUCUUCAAUGUUUCCUGAUAAGGGUACAGCAGAAGAAUUGAAAGAAAAAUACAAAGAACUUACUGAACAGCAGCUUCCAGGAGCUCUUCCUCCUGAGUGUACACCAAACAUAGAUGGACCAAAUGCGAAAUCUGUUCAGAGGGAGCAGAGUCUACACUCUUUUCAUACUCUUUUUUGUAGACGGUGUUUCAAAUAUGAUUGUUUUUUACAUCCAUUCCAUGCGACUCCUAAUACUUACAAACGGAAAAAUACAGAAACUGCAAUAGAUAAUAAGCCUUGUGGGCCACAUUGUUAUCAACAUCUGGAAGGAGCUAAAGAGUUUGCUGCUGCUUUGACUGCUGAGAGAAUAAAAACACCACCAAAGCGCCCAGGAGGUCGCCGAAGGGGAAGGCUUCCAAAUAAUACUAGUAGGCCCAGCACACCAACCAUAAAUGUGCUAGAAUCAAAGGAUACAGACAGUGACAGAGAAGCUGGAACUGAAACUGGAGGCGAAAAUAAUGAUAAAGAAGAAGAAGAGAAAAAAGAUGAGACUUCCAGCUCUUCUGAAGCAAAUUCUAGGUGUCAAACACCAAUCAAGAUGAAGCCAAAUAUAGAGCCUCCAGAAAAUGUUGAAUGGAGUGGUGCUGAAGCUUCUAUGUUCAGGGUUCUCAUUGGUACCUACUAUGACAAUUUCUGUGCAAUAGCCAGGUUAAUUGGGACCAAAACAUGCAGACAGGUAUAUGAGUUUAGAGUAAAGGAAUCUAGUAUUAUUGCUCCAGCACCUGCUGAAGAUGUUGAUACUCCUCCAAGAAAGAAAAAAAGGAAACACAGACUAUGGGCUGCUCAUUGCAGAAAGAUACAGCUAAAGAAGGAUGGAUCAUCUAAUCAUGUUUACAACUACCAGCCAUGUGAUCAUCCACGCCAGCCUUGUGACAAUUCAUGCCCGUGUGUCAUUGCACAGAACUUUUGUGAGAAGUUCUGUCAGUGCAGUUCAGAAUGCCAAAAUAGAUUUCCUGGAUGCCGUUGUAAAGCACAAUGCAAUACAAAGCAGUGUCCUUGCUACUUGGCUGUACGUGAGUGUGAUCCAGAUCUCUGUUUGACAUGUGGAGCAGCUGAUCAUUGGGAUAGCAAAAACGUGUCUUGCAAGAACUGCAGCAUUCAACGAGGGUCCAAAAAGCAUCUGCUGCUAGCACCUUCUGAUGUGGCAGGCUGGGGGAUUUUCAUUAAGGAUCCAGUGCAGAAAAAUGAAUUCAUCUCUGAAUAUUGUGGCGAGAUUAUUUCUCAGGAUGAAGCAGACAGAAGAGGGAAAGUCUAUGAUAAAUACAUGUGCAGCUUUCUAUUCAAUUUGAACAACGAUUUUGUGGUUGAUGCAACACGGAAGGGUAACAAAAUAAGAUUUGCAAACCAUUCAGUCAAUCCCAACUGCUAUGCAAAAGUUAUGAUGGUUAAUGGAGAUCAUAGAAUAGGCAUAUUUGCUAAGAGAGCCAUUCAGACUGGUGAAGAGCUCUUUUUUGAUUACAGAUAUAGUCAGGCUGACGCCCUCAAGUAUGUAGGCAUUGAAAGAGAAAUGGAAAUCCCUUGAUACCAACUACCUCGCCUAUAAAACAGCUGCCUUAUCUUCAGGAGUUUCUACUAUGGGCAAUUUUAUUUUUAAAAACUGAAUUGAUGCAAUUUGGAAUGCAAAAUUUGCAAAGUACUGUACCUGUAAUUUAUAUUGACAGAUUUUAAAACCAACUUUUUAAUGCCUUUUCACCAGCUGCAACAUGUUUUGUACCAUUGAUCUUUUGCAAUAAUGCAGUAUGGUACACUUUUUGAACCUUGAAUAAAGGAUACUUGAACUUUGAAUUCAUAUUGUAUGUUGCCAUCUUUAAAUAAAGGCUUGCCUGAAUGUAUAAAUGUAAAAAUAUUUGAAAGUGUAUUUUUUAACAUGAGAAAUCUGCUAUAAAUAAUUUUAACAAAAUAAUUUUAACAAAACUUGAAUCAAAAAUACCUGUGAAAAAAUUAAUAUUUUAUUGAUCCCAUAAAGAUCACCUUACCACAAGAGCAGUUUUAAUGUUUGUCCAAAUUAGUUUGCAUGCUCAUCGUCUUUACAGUGAAUCUUACCAACACAUGACGUGACAAGGGAUGUUUUUACAACUAGUUUAUCAGAGCCUGACAUGCUUGAUUUGGGCUGAGAAAGGACUGUUGAUCCAAGGUUAGCUCUCUGGCUUCUAUGCCUAGCCUUCUAUAACUAGAACCUGCUUUUAGCUCAGUAUCUUAAUCAUUAUGUCCUCCUAACUUUUUUUUAUAUCAAGAAUUGCAUGUUGUUAAACUUAUUUUCUUUUGUCCUAGUGAACUUUAUUCAUCUUUUUACAGUGAACUAUAAAAAGGUCUAUAAAUAUAGCAUGUGUGCUCAUCAUGGCUGCUUCUGCUCUCCCCUCGCUCUUCAAAAUGCUGUAGAAAAAAAUCCUUAUAAUUAAUAACAGCAGAAGCCAUCUCGGAAUAGUAUUGAAAUGUGUAUAAUUUACAUAAGAACAGAAUCCCUAAUGAAUAAGUCUGCAGAUUGUGCCCAUGUUAGAACCAAUAUUCCCACUAUUUUAGAUGUUAAAUAUGAGCACACAUAAUAUAAUUUUCUGUCACCAAGAGUACUAUUUAGCAAUAAAGUGUAGAUGAAAUAUUCUUACAUGUGGGAUACAGGUAGUCCUCAACUUACUUAUAAGCAAGUUUGAACUUAUACGUUUGAACUUAUAACAGCACACUGAAAAAAAUGACAAAUACUUUUUUUAAUACUUAACCAUUGCGACAUCACCAUGGUCACAUGAUCAAAAUUGGCAACUGACUCAUGGUUCGUGUCCCAGGGUCUUAUGUUUCUGUAACCUAACAAAAAAGUCAGUGGGGAAGCCAGAUUCACUUAAUACCUGUGUUACUAACUUAACUGCAGUGACUUGCUUAAUAACGGACAAGAAGAGUUGUAAAAUUGGGCAAAAUUAACUUAACAAAUGUCCCAUUUAGCAACAGAAAUGUUUGGCUCAAUGACUGUAAACUGAGAAUUACUUGUACUUAAUUUUUCCUUCCCUCUGUUUCAAAGGAAACGGAUCAAGACCGAUUUGAGCUUUGUGAAGUUUUACUUGGUGGCACU
Molecule: messenger RNA, 4192 nt
Organism: Ahaetulla prasina
Lineage: Eukaryota; Metazoa; Chordata; Lepidosauria; Squamata; Colubridae
Gene: EZH2
Product: enhancer of zeste 2 polycomb repressive complex 2 subunit
Exons: 23
Coding region: 332-2656 (774 amino acids)
Biological process (GO): chromatin remodeling
Molecular function (GO): histone H3K27 methyltransferase activity; protein binding
Source: RefSeq, a predicted model, not a curated record